Messenger RNA from Thamnophis sirtalis, 901 nucleotides. The record is from RefSeq and is a predicted model, not a curated record. Lineage: Eukaryota; Metazoa; Chordata; Lepidosauria; Squamata; Natricidae.
GAGCCUGUCAUUCGCUGUUUCCAGGGCAGUUCCGUGUAAACAUCCCAUGGGCUGGAUCCGGUCCCUGGGCCUUGAGUUUGACACCCUGCUUUAGAUGUUGUCCAGCAGCCGGUUUGUUACCAGCUAGGUAACAUCAUCCCUGCAUUGACUAGUUAUGAACCAUCUGCAGGAAAGUUCUGAGAACAUCAAGAACUCAAACACCAGCGCUUUGCCAAGGAAAGAUCUGGAAGGAAGGGGUGAUGCCCUCCUUCGGCUCAUUGGUACCCGGUCUUGUGAGUCUCUUUUCUUUGACGUUCUGAUGUUCUUGUUUCAGUACAGCUGAAGGACACGGCUUGGCAUGUUACGAUGGAAGGACAGCACAACCACCCACACCUGGGAGACCAGAAUUUGCUCUGCAAAGUGGCGAGCCCAGAAUAUCAGCAUGACACACAAAGACACUUCUAUCGCUGCACUUUAGCAGAUUUUCAGAUUGAGAAGAAAAUUGGGCGAGGACAAUUCAGCGAGGUCUACAGAGCGACUUGCCUCCUGGACAGGAAACCGGUGGCGUUAAAAAAAGUGCAGGUAAGACUCCAGCAAUUGAAUCAUCCCAACAUAAUCAAGUAUUUGGAUUCAUUUAUCGAAGACAACGAACUGAACAUUGUCCUGGAGCUUGCAGAUGCUGGGGAUCUCUCUCAGAUGAUUAAGUAUUUUAAGAAGCAGAAACGGCUCAUCCCUGAACGGACCGUUUGGAAAUAUUUCGUGCAGUUGUGCAGCGCGGUGGAACAUAUGCAUUCCCGCAGGGUGAUGCACAGAGACAUCAAACCAGCUAACGUGUUCAUCACAGCUACUGGAGUUGUGAAGUUGGGGGACCUCGGCCUGGGACGCUUCUUCAGCUCUAAAACCACUGCAGCACAUUCCUUAG